Brassica napus (rape) is the source of this 1689-nucleotide messenger RNA. RefSeq lists its product as uncharacterized. The record is from RefSeq and is a predicted model, not a curated record. The transcript has 2 exons. Gene Ontology annotation, molecular function: catalytic activity. The coding region runs from base 1 to 1689 and encodes 562 amino acids. Lineage: Eukaryota; Viridiplantae; Streptophyta; Magnoliopsida; Brassicales; Brassicaceae.
AUGACAGUCCAUCGGAUCAAGGAGCUUAACCAGCAAGCUUCCCUUGAUAUAAUCUUCCUCAUGGAAACUAAGAACCCGGACGCCUUUGUCUUGAAAGAGCUUGAGUUUCUUGGAGCAGAUCGAAAACAUCUAGUUUCCCCAGAGAGACCUAAUAGUUGUGGACUGGCUCUCUUCUGGACGCAAGACAUUGAUCUUCAAAUAUUGUAUUCCUCAAAGAAUGUAAUUGAUACUAUCAUCUCAUACAAAGGAGAAACUUUUUUCUCUACUUUUGUUUAUGGAGCUCCGGAAGCACCACACCGUUCUGCUAUAUGGGAUAUUCUCAUCUCUUUCGCGCUAACAAAGAACUCUCCUUGGAUUCUUACUGGAGACUUCAACGAGAUCGUCGAUAAUAGCGAAAAAUCUGGCGGCCCGGAAAGAGCUGAAGGCUCCUUUGGUGCGUUUCGCAGCAUGCUAACCAGCUGUGACCUUUUCGACCUCAAGCACACUGGUAUCUCUCUCUCGUGGCGAGGAAGACAACUAACGCAUCUUGUGUACUGCAGGCUUGACAGAGCCUUAGUGAACCCCGCUUGGUCUGAUUGCUUCCCAACGGGAAGAUGUCACUACCUAAACUUCGAUACGUCCGAUUAUAGACCACUGAUCACGGUAUUUGAUUCAUCAAACCGAAGACGAAAUCACCUCUUCAGAUAUGACAGCAGGCUGAAAGAUAACGAUGAGGUGAAAAACCUUAUUGCUGAAGUAUGGAACGCAGACCCCACCUUGACGAUGGAUGCUAAACUCUCACGCUGUCACAGAGCAAUCUCCGACUGGACUCGGGAACAGUCUUUCAACAGCAAAGAGACAAUCAACAACCUCAAGCAAAGCCUAGAGACUGCCAUGACUGACCCCAAUGGAGAUGAUUCACUCCUUGCCUCUUUGAACGCUAAGCUGCGCCUUGCAUACAAGGAAGAAGAGGAAUUUUUGCGCCAACGCAGAGCACGCAACAGAAUGUCAGUUGUUGGGGUCAAAAUCGGUAUUAUGCCAGCCGCGACAAACACUACAUACAUUAGGCUGAUCCCGAAGUUGACUAGUGCGAAAGUGGUGGCUGAUUACAGGCCGGUCGCCUUGUGUAACGUUUCAUACAAAGUCAUCACGAAGAUUUUAUCUCUACGCCUCAAACCGACUCUACAGGACAUUAUCUCGGAGACCCAAUCAGCGUUUUUCCCUGGUCGAGCCAUCUUCGAAAACGUAUUGACUACACAUGAGAUCAUUCAUACCCUCAAGGCAUCAGAGGCGGUGAUCAAUUGCUCCAUGGCGGUGAAAACCGAUAUGAGAAAAGCAUAUGAUCGCCUUGAAUGGAAGUUCAUCGAGACGGUCUUGCUUUGGUUCGGCUUUGCGACUGGUCUAGUGCAUCUGAUCAUGCAAUGCAUAUCAUCGGUAACAUACUCCUUCUUGGUUAACGAUUCUGUUCAUGGGAGAGUUUUACCAACUAGAGGCAUACGACAAGGCGACCCGCUCUCUCUGUGCAUCUUUAUUCUCUGUGGAGAUGUUCUCUCGGGUCUAUGCAAACGAGCACAGCGCAGUGGACAUCUAGCCGGUCUUGGAGUGGCCACGUCUGCCCCUCGGCUAAACCAUUUGCUGUUUGCAGACGACACCAUGUUCUUCCUCAAUACUGAUGAGGAAAGUUGCUCGACACUUAUGGACAUUCUUUAG